Molecule: messenger RNA, 1312 nt
Organism: Sander lucioperca (pikeperch)
Lineage: Eukaryota; Metazoa; Chordata; Actinopteri; Perciformes; Percidae
Product: transcription factor 24-like
Exons: 4
Coding region: 569-1180 (203 amino acids)
Biological process (GO): developmental process; regulation of transcription by RNA polymerase II
Molecular function (GO): protein dimerization activity; RNA polymerase II transcription regulatory region sequence-specific DNA binding; DNA-binding transcription factor activity, RNA polymerase II-specific
Source: RefSeq, a predicted model, not a curated record
UCCCAAGCCCCCCAGUGCCCUGGUUCGGGACACCCUCCCAGUGCUGCACUCCCCCAGGCCUGACUGCCUGCCGCCUGCUCUUCUUGGCAGCAAACAGCCAGGGGAGGAUCAGGAUGAGCGGGCGGCUGAGAUAAGGACCACAUGAAGUUCCCCACAUUACCUCACCCGAUAAGGAAACAAGCAGAGACAGCCGGAGAGAGAGAGGGUCAGACUGGGAGGAACUCUCUGGGUGGACUCUGAUGCGCAGAGAGGCAGACAGGGAUUGUGGGUUUUUUAGGGGUCUGAGUGGAACUGGGCACCCACAGAGAGAGAGGUGGAGAUCCUUGAACAGGACGUCCUCAGUAGCUACAGAAUGAUUUCAGCUGUUGUUGAGCCAGUUUUUACACCAGAUGUCUAAAAUGCUCCGAUGGAGAGAUGAGCUCAGACUGUGUGUUUACCAAAGCACUUAGUGGAUGAUACUUCCACAACAAACACGGGAAAGCAAACCUCCUUCCAGCCAAUGAAAAUAGACUGAGCCAAAGUGAAUUCAGUGUUCCGGCGAGUCUGCUCCAGCGCUUCGGCAGCAGCCAUGGCUGUGAAUCCUCUGGAAGGUCUCAUGUCGGUCGCAGCGAGGCACCAGCUGGUCUCCAGCCCCACAGCUGAGCCACAGAGGCAGCAGCAGAGCCCAGCAUCCCUGCAUGCACUCAGGCACAGCACACGCAGCAGCCGGGAGCCCAGGAAGUGGGUGCAGUCUGUGUGUGGGUCCAGGUCAAACUCUGGUUCUGGUUGGGAGUCUGCGGUCCAGUCCAGGACACUGAGGAGUCAGCACUCCCCAGAAAACGCAGCGCGAGAGCGGAGCCGCGUUCGCAACCUCCGCCAGGCCUUCCACAGCCUGCAGGCUGCUCUGCCCUCCGUCCCCCCAGACACCAAGCUGUCCAAGCUGGAUGUCCUGCUUCUGGCUACCAACUACAUAGCUUACCUAACAGAGACACUGGACCAGGGGGGGGCGUUGGCUGAGCACACGCUGCCCUCCCGGCCGGGUGGAUACCUGCAUCCUGUUAAGAAGUGGCCCAUGCGUUCCCUGCUCUACUGUGGCAGCGUGGGAGAGCUGCUGUCAGGAGUCCCAGCCAAUCAGAUGCCUCAACCUGGACGGGACGGGGCACAGACACUGACCCCCGCUGCAGAAGCAGAGCGGGAGUGAUAGCAGAGCCCAGGACAGGACUCUCCCAGGGUUAGCUCCAGUGAUCAGUAACCAUCAGAAGCUACAUGCUCCCCCCACCCCCCGAAGUCAAAGCAAGGCAAACAUUUGAAUAUUCUGGAGGGAGAUAAAAAA